AUGGCAGCAAUGGAGACCAAAGAAGCCACUCUCAUAAUUGAACUCCUCAACGGAUCAGACUGCAAAUUACAGGACUGUAUUCUGACAUUUCGGCUAUCCAGACGGAUCGUACAGGUGGGAAAUGAAAGAGUAUCGCUGACUUCUCGACAAGCUUCCUCAGAAGAAUUAACAAAUAGGAUUAGUGGGGAAGAAAAAUCUCCCAAAGAGCUAUCUGCUAAGCCGCAUGAGGAGACGUCAGCUCAAAGCUACAUGAUCGCAUCCCUCUAUGCAGAUUCUGGAGCUCGCAAGGAUUAUUUACCAAAUGGAUAUACAACUUUUUUGGACGCCAGUGAAGUUUCGAAUCACUUGUUGCUGCCAGUUAAAGGGAAAACUGUGAGUUACGUGUCUAGUGAAGGGAAAACGGCUAUUUCUAGACGGAAAAGAGACCUCCUGUUUCCCAAUGGAGUUAAACUUUGCUCCCAUGAGACGGUGCAACAGGCAAUACAGAAUCAUCUCAACUACUUUCACCUGCGAGUGUGCCAGGAAACAGUUUGGGAGGCUUUCAAAAUCUUCUGGGAUCGCUUACCUGAGAAAGAAGAGUAUCAGAUCUGGAUGAGGAAAUGUCAAAACAGUAGUGUUAGCGUGUUUGAUAUUGGCCGGAGCUUUAGCCAGUCAGCCGAGCACCUUACUCUGAUUUCAAGUAGGGUAGGAGUGGCUUCGGUGACAUCAUCAAGUGCGGCCACCAGCCCAUGGCAACCUGAAUGCAGACAUCAGACAAUGAAUACUACGCCAACACAAGCAAACGUGGCCACAACCCAACAAGGCGGUAUUUUGGCUCCUAAGGCAGUAAUAGACUCACAUGACAUCGCACCGCAGUCAACUACAGACCAACUCUUAAUCACCACUAUAAGUCCAGAGGUUCAGAUGACAACUGGAAUCACUCCUGAGCCUGAUCUCAUCACGGCCUUUGAGGACUUGACAGGGAUAAGCACUAGUUCACCUAAAGAACUUACAAGGGUGGCCACUGUGAAACCUACUUCAGAAGCAGAACUGGAGGUAAAACUGGAUGCUACUGACAGUCCCAUCAAAAUAUUAAAUUUUACCAUUCAACAAGAAGAUGCUGAAAUAGUGUUAGAGUCUAAAUUAAUGACAACUGAGAGAACUCACGAGAAGUCUACUUCAAGAACGUAUGAUUUUGAGAAUCCCACGACCUUCGAGGACUUGCUAGGAAUAACAACUUCUCCAACAGUAGUCGCCAGUAAUGAGGCUGAUGUUGUCUCAGAGUCUACAUUAUUGACCACUGAUAGAACUCUAGAAGAUUAUACUUCAGAAAAAGAGGCUACACCUCCACUAAGCACCAAUACUCCUAUGGUAAUCAUCAGCGAAUUCACUGAAGAGCUUCAUUCAGAAUCAGAACUGGGGAUAGGACAGGAUGCUACUCAGGAUCUGGUUAAGACAACAGGCGUUACAAUUCAACAUGAAAAGGUUGACAUUGCCUCUGAGUCUACAUUUAUAACCACUGAUAGAACUCCAGAAGAUUCUACUUCAGGAAAAUAUGAGUAUGUUAUUCCCACAUCCUUUGAAGACUCAAUAGGGAUCAUCGCUAUUUCGCCUACUGAGCUCACAAAUGACACCCCUGUGAAACAAGACGUUUCUGAGGGUCCUGUUAAAACGGCAGAUGUCACCAUUCCACAUGAAGAGUUUGACAUUGUCUCAGAGUCUACUCCAUUGACCACCGAUAGAAAUCCAGAUUAUUCUGCUUCAGGAAAAUAUAACUAUGAUAUUCCCACAUCUUUUAAGGACUCGCUAGGGCCAAGUACCAUAACUCCUACAGAAAUAACUAGUGAAUCCACUGAAAAUAUUAUUUCUUUAACUAAAUUGGACACGGGGCAUGGUGCUACUAAAGAUCCUGUUAGAUCAGUAGAUGCUACAAUUCAAUAUGCAGAAACUGAUGUUGUGUCAGAGACUACAUUGUUGCCCACUGGUAGAACUCCAGUAGUUUCCACCUCGAGAAAGUACGAGACAGGUCUUCCCACAAUCCUUAAGGACUUGCCAGGAAUAGGUACUAAUGCUUCAGAAGUAGACACCAGCGAAUCUACUGAAAAUUUUAUUUCAAAUAUUGAGGAUGAUGUUGGUUGGGGUGUUACUGAAAGUCCAGUUAAUUCAGCACUUGUUACCAUUCAGCAUGUAGAUGUAGACGUCUCAGAAGAUACAAUUAUGUCUCCUGACAGACCUCUGGUAGAUUCUCCUACAGAAAUAUCUCCUGUUCAGAAUGUCUCACCUGAGGAACCAGUGCAGACAACUCCUACAAAACUCAAAGAGGUUUUGCCUAAUCCCCCCACAGAAGGGUUUCCAAAAGCUCAGACAGAUAAGGAUGUUGUCGAAAUCACAUAUAUGACCACAGUGCCAGAAAUUCUGUCACCCACUACUCCUGUAAAUACCUCACCUGAUGCUGUAUCAACGGAGGAUGGAUCCAAAGACAUUGAAACUGUUACAUUACAUGGCAAAGAUGUGGAGGAAGAGACACCCUACACUAAACCUACACCAGAGAUGACAACAAAUGAAGAACUACUGGGUACCAUGACAGAGAGCACUCAUGAAGUGUUUAAGGAAUCACAUGAGCCUAUCAAUGUCUUAACUGAGUUUGAAGAGAAUCAUUCAGGUAAGGAAGAGGGCAUUAUAACUGAGUCCCCAGAAGCUGCUGAGGUCACAGCUGGAGAGACAUCUAGAUUUACACAGGAAACUGCAGGAGGUACUGAAUCUGUGUUUACUGAGAAAGACAUGCAUGUUGAUGAGGACUUAACUAUCACUGUGAAACCUGGUGAGAUGACAACAGAGGCAACACAAGUUGCUGGGGUUGAAUUUGAAGACAUUGGCUCAGACAAAGUAACAGUUCUUGAAAACACACUUGAAGAUUUUGUUGGAGGAACAAGUGAAGCUACCGCUGAAUUAAGUGAUGUAACUGAAGCUUUCAUCUUAGAAGAAUCAUCUGUGGAAAGUUCUGAAGAAAGUUAUACUAGGAGAACAGAAACUACUAAGACCACAAGUCAGACCACAACUGGAAUCACACCAGAGACCAUGCUUGAUACUUCUUUUAACAUUGGUACCUCUGAAACUGACAUUCUAGAGUUUGUAACUAAAGGCAUGGAAGACAAGCUAGAAGAUACAACUAAAAUGGAUGAAGGGGAUGAGGAAACACUUUUGGAAGUUUUUGAAGGCACAAUGCCAGAUCUUACUAUUAAUGGGAUGGAAAAAGACAUGUUGACAACUGCCAUAAAGAAGGACAUACUUGAAGUUACAGAGCCACCCAAAAUUCCAAAGGACACACAUACAAUUGCAGUGGAAAUCACACAUGAAGUCACAGAUGGACAUGAGACCAGAGACUCCUUACCUGAGACUCCUGAAGUUGCAACAGAGACACCUAAAGUCAUUACAGAAGGUGAUGUCAUAACAGAGACAACUCAUGUCAUAUCUCAAGCACCCAAAGUUAUACUGAAGACAAGUGGAGCCAUCUCAGAGACAUAUGACGUCACAUCUCAGACACCUUUGUCAAUAUCUGAACUUUCAAAGGUACCUGAGAAAUUACCUGAAACGCCUGAUAUACACGUGGUCCAUCCAGAACCUUCAGAGGACGAUAUCCCAACACCUAUCUUGAAAGUGGAGGAUAUCACAGUUGUACUAAAUGACUUGACAACCACUAUACAAAAGACUUACCACUCUACCACAUUACAAAACUUGCCACAGGACAUUUCUAAUGAUAUUUUAGAUGAAAGCAGCAAGAUUGGAAAUGAAGUUGAUGACAUUAUAGUCCGACCAGCACGUCCUGUCGGUGAUCAUAUUGUGGAGUUGAGUAUUAAGAUAAGAGGUGAAAGCUAUGAUGAUGCUCUGAGAGAUCCAUCAAGUUACUACUAUCAGUAUCUAUCAGAACUGUUCAUCGAUAAGCCUUAUUAUUUAUUUAUUUAUUUAUUUUUACUGCAAAGAGUCAUUGUUUUCUUUGCAUUCCUCAGUGGCCUGGCAGUGGUGGUGCACUAUGCUGUGGUCCUUGAGGGCGAUGGCGUGGGCAUAAGUAAUGAGACCAUGGAUUACAUAAACCUACAUUCCAACAUGGUUGAGAACUCCUUCCCAGAUCCCGAUGAGCUACCUACUGUUGUCUACACCAUCACUGACUUCCGAAACUACAUCAGUGAAGCCCUCCACAGGGAGAAUUUCAUCAGAAACACCACUCUGGAAGUGGACCCUGAUUCUUUACAACUGGAAAAUGUGGAGACAUUGCUGCCUUCCAAACCAACCAGCAGACCACUUGACUCCAGUGACAUGAUGGAUAAUGUUCUUGCUUCUGAGAAACCACCAGACGUUACCAGGCAGGAAUUAUCCAACAAUGACAUCUUCAUUACAAAUCAUGACUUCCUCGACCACAUUCCCAUGACAGAUCCAUGGAUGGAAGGACAGAGUGAGGACACAAAUGAUGUAAUAAUCUUUGAGGAAAGUCCCACUCUGUCUCACACAGAUGUAUCUUUGAAGAACUUUGACAUUGACCUUACCUCUAAAGUUGAGACAUCAAGCAGUGCACCUGCUCCUGGUAUAGAGAACGAUGGUAUUAUUGAAGAGGAGGGCUUUUUACAGACUGCAACUACAGUCAGUCCUAUCACAGGCAUGAUAGCUGUAGUUGCCUUACCUACAGAAUCACUUCACAAGUUGGAAGAGACCUCAGUUUCUCCAGUGGACCCUCCUGAUGUAGAGUUGACUACUCAGAGUGACUUGAUAGACCUGGGUUCAGGCUCAGGUUUCUCUGGAGACCAUAUAGGUCCUGACUUUUGGCCUUGGGAGUCAGGAACACCAGAAGAAAUCUUGAAGGAAAGUGAGGUACACCAACCUCAGGAUGAUCAGGAAUCUAUAGUGGAACAGCUUGAGCAUCCCCACCAAGAUCUGACACCCGAGGAGCCAUUCUUGGACAGGGUUCUUGUGACACAAGACAUAAGUACUAAUCCUCACUACACAACAACUGACCAAGCUCCAGUUUUUUGGACUAUGGAGACAUUGACUGUGGAGCUUUCUAUGCAGACCCAAGUAGCUCCUGAACAAUAUGAUGACUAUUUUCCAGAUGAAUCUACCACUAUGGUUACACAUGUGACCAGUCAACCCUUACUUCAUGUCUAUAAUUCAGCAGAAACCCAAGAUGUGGAUGCAUCAAAACGUCCUGAUACAAUCAGUUCAUCUGUUGAUAAGGACUAUACAGAACGACUUGUUACACCCACUGUGAUCCCACCAAGCACAGCAGUGGACAUGGAUGACCAAACUACUUCAUCAGAAAACAAGCAGAGUCAGGGAACACAGGACUCCACAACAAAGUCAAAUGAGAUGCCUUCAACCACCCAAUUACCUGUAACCCUAGAAAUUGAUACAGUUUCUUUGGAAGGUCCUACCACUUAUUCAGAAGCUGUUGAGCAUUCUGUAACCCAAGUUAUCACAGAGUUACCUGCACUCUUAUUGUCAGAGGCAGAAGGGUCAGAUGAAGAAGUUAAUAUUCUAGAUGAGGAAAUGGAAGGCAUCAAGCUUAUACCCACAGAAAGCCAAGUAACUGAACUUUCAGAAGAGGAUUUAGCUGGGGAUGAGAUAUUGGUCGCAACAACAGACCCAACAAUAGCUACUGAGGAACCGAGUUUAAAUCAUUCAACUUCCCUGUUUCCCGAGAAGGACUCUCCGUUCACUCGGAUAUCACAUUCAUCAAUAGAAGAUGAACCAUUGCCAGAAUCAACCACAGAACCUCUACCUGCCCAAUCAUCUACUCAUUCGACGACAGCAGAGACUCCAACUGAUGUGAUACACACUGAUAUAGCAACUGUUGCAAAGGAGCCUGUUUUAUCAGAGAAUGCUGAAGAUGGAGUCUCAACUAUAAUAUUUCAGUCAUCCACAAUGCCUGUCAUUCCAGAUGUUUCAGAUCAUUCAGAGUCCCUUAGUUCCACUACUGUACCAUCAUUUUAUCAGCCAACAUUCAAAUCUACCAAUCAGAUAAUUUCAGAUGACUCUGUACAAGAGCACACAGUAGGAUCAAGCCCUGACAUCACAGGCCUCAUCCUACCUAGCAAACCAGUGAACUCUGACAGUACCACUUUAAAAGUUCCUGUUCCAGUAAAUCCCAGCAUAACAGAGUUUGAUGUAUCAUUUGAUAUAUUCCCAUUUGAUGGGCCAAACCAUGAUGAAGACAACGGUAGCGGAUUUGCUCGUGGGGCUGACUUGGCAAGUAUUGCCUUGCCAGCCAGUCCUGGAAGGGCAUUGAUAGUGUUUUUCAGCCUCAGGGUCACCAACAUGAUGUUUUCUGAAGAUCUGUUCAACAAGAGCUCUACUGAAUACAAGGCUCUUGAGCAGCGAUUUAUGGAGCUGCUCGUACCAUAUCUGCAGUCCAACCUCAGCAAUUUCCAGAAUUUAGAGAUCUUGAACUUCAGGAAUGGAAGCAUUGUGGUAAACAGCAGGAUGAAGUUUGGCAAGCCAGUUCCCCAUGGUGUAACAACAGCAGUGUACCUUAUCCUAGAAGACUUCUGCAAUACUGCUUACCAAACUAUGAAUCUUGCAAUAGACAAGUACUCAUUGGAUGUUGAAUCAGGUGACCAGGCUGAUCCAUGUAAGUUCCAAGCAUGCAAUGAGUUCUCCCAGUGUUUAGUCAACCGCUGGACAGGCGAGGCAGAGUGCGUUUGUAACGCUGGCUAUUUUAGCGUGGACGGGCUUCCUUGUCAGAGUAUCUGCGACAUACAGGAAGACUUCUGCCAGAACGAUGGGAAAUGUGACAUCAUACCUGGCAAGGGUGCCAUAUGCAGGUGUCGAGUUGGUGAAAACUGGUGGUAUCGAGGCGAACACUGUGAGGAGUAUGUGUCAGAACCGCUGGUGGUCGGCAUCGCCAUCGCCUCAGUCGCAGGGUUCCUCCUUGUGGCGUCGGGCAUGAUCUUUUUCCUGGCCAGAACUCUGCGAGACCAGUAUGACACGGAUGAUUCAGAAGACCCUUUACGAUAUUCAGAGAACAUGCCAUCUCUAGAAAGAGCCACUAAGUACAAUCCCAUGUUUGAAAGUGAAGCUAAUACAGGGUAUAAUAAAUACUACCGCCGUUACCCAGAUGCCCCUGCGUACAGCACUGCCAGCGCUGAGGCCUCCACGGACUUCAGCAGCGAGGAAAUACGACACAUUUAUGAGAACAGUGAACUUACGAAAGAGGAAAUCCAGGACCGCAUUCGCAUUAUCGAGCUGUAUGCCAAGGACCGCCAGUUUGCAAAUUUUGUCCGACAGCACCAAGUGGCACUUGACAAUAGACAAGAGAGCUCUUCCAAUUAGUGAUGCAACCCACAAAACCAAAGACACAUGCCUUUUUUUCUUGAAUGCAAUCAGAGGUCCUCUUCUGCCAUGGUGGACUAUGCUGGGAGAUAGUUUGUGGAGAUGAAAAUGGACUUUUGAUUUUAUGUGCUUAUGGAUGAGUGUGCAACCAUCACGAUGAUGGAUUGACAGAUAGUGAUCUGAUGUAGAAAAAAUAUGUAUUUGUGAUUAUGUUUACUAUUGUUACUGAUGGCCUGAAUUGUUACUGCAUUGUCAAGGCCAUAUUCAUAAACAAUUGUAAGUGAUACCUAUCCGUAUCAACUGAACAUACCAGAUAACGCAACUAUAUAUACAGGCUUCAUGUUGGUUCUUCUAUUUUUUUUUUUUUUUUUGGAAAACCUAUAUUUCUUUCUUAUGGUUUUGAAUUUGUCAGUGCCUUCACUUUGAUUGUUACUUUUCGUUUUUUUAUUUGCGAAGCGAGACAUAAUUUCUUGUGACGUAAAAUACGGACUGACUGAAGAGAGAACGUUUGACAAUAGUUUUACUAUUUUAAUGAAUACAGAGAAGAGUAGUUCUAUAUCUAUAUUUACAACUUUAGUGUUUAGCCCUCAUGACUUUUUUGUUGUUGUUGUUAAAACAGCUUAUUGACUAAGAAUUUUCCUUAUACAAAAUAUAUAUGAUUUUAAAUUUUCAAUGUUUCUUUUAGUAAUGUGUUUUGUGUUUAGUGACUGUCCUGAAGUUAAUUUUUUCUACUUUUGUAAAACACUUGCCACACACAAGUUAUUUGAUCCAAAGUUAAUGUCCACUAUCAUUACAGAUUGUAUUUAUGUAUAUUUUUAAUAUUGUUGAUUUCCACGAUGAUUUUCAUCGUCGUCACAGCACAAGUUCUAUUUUACGAAUAAAGAAUAGUGCACAA
Molecule: messenger RNA, 8194 nt
Organism: Carassius gibelio (silver crucian carp)
Lineage: Eukaryota; Metazoa; Chordata; Actinopteri; Cypriniformes; Cyprinidae
Gene: impg2b
Product: interphotoreceptor matrix proteoglycan 2b
Exons: 20
Coding region: 1-7299 (2432 amino acids)
Biological process (GO): visual perception
Molecular function (GO): hyaluronic acid binding; heparin binding
Source: RefSeq, a predicted model, not a curated record